GUCCCUCUUGUCGUCACCACCUCCCCUCCUGCCCCCUCGCCUUCUCCCUCGCCGGCUCCAAAACGCCCACCUUCUGCUUACGUAACAUACCCGCCACGCAUGCGCCCAGCCUCCGGGCCCCGCACCGCCCGGGCCUUCAUCCCCGCCACGGCCACUUAUCGCCUCGGGCGCCAGCAGCGCAGCGCACCGCACGAUAGGCACCAGGGACCCAGCCAGCACGACGGCACUACGGCAGUGGGCGUCGUGGGGGGGGGACCAUUGCCGGGGCGGGUGGCGGCUUCGGGAAGUGCGGCGGCAGAAGAGUGUGCACGACAGGUAGGAGGAGAGAACACGCCGCUACUGGGUUCGAGGAAAGCACAGACAACCGUGGCGACAAGAAAAGGCGUAUCUUGGAUACUUGCGACACAGUUUUUCACCUAGAGAAGGGUGGAAAGAUAAAAAAAAAAGGCACCGCCAGAUAUCCGACGCAGGCUGCACGGGAAG
This is a messenger RNA of Pichia membranifaciens NRRL Y-2026, 483 nucleotides long. RefSeq lists its product as hypothetical. NCBI's taxonomy places the organism in Eukaryota, Fungi, Ascomycota, Pichiomycetes, Pichiales, Pichiaceae. The record is from RefSeq and is a predicted model, not a curated record. The coding region runs from base 100 to 420 and encodes 106 amino acids. The transcript has a single exon.